Messenger RNA from Phaeodactylum tricornutum CCAP 1055/1, 1452 nucleotides. RefSeq lists its product with no specific name. Bases 11 to 1399 code for a protein of 462 amino acids. NCBI's taxonomy places the organism in Eukaryota, Bacillariophyta, Bacillariophyceae, Surirellales, Neidiaceae. The transcript has a single exon. Gene Ontology annotation, molecular function: oxidoreductase activity. The record is from RefSeq and is a predicted model, not a curated record.
UUACAUUGCUAUGAAAGUUUCUUACCCGGCGACAGUAAUUGCAAUGCUGUGCUUGUUGCUUCUCACCAAUGUAAAUUCUUUUGCGACUCGACGCACAAAGGCGUUUUCACCGUUUCCUUUGAGUGGAGCUGGGCUUACAACAGUAGGUAAAACAUUGGUCUCCCUUCCGUACCAAUCAACCAACAACGAAAACGCUAAAUGGGUUCACUCUUCCGAUGAAGCGGUCGCCGAAGCUUAUGCGGUGCCUAAGAAGAUUGUGGAGAAGCCAUCUAUAAGUCUAAACAGUGUGAAGAUGUAUUUACUUCCAACGGCACAGAAAGACGGAUCCAAAAGUGAAUACCCCCUGGUGAUUUCACCAAAGUCUGAUGCCUCUCAGGCUUUUUUGACGCAAUUUUUGGAAAGAAACCGGCAAUGGGUUGACGCAGCCUUACUUUCAUUCGGAGCAGUGCUCUUUCGAGGGUUUGACAUUGACACAGUCGAAAAAAUAGAAACAUCCAUCCGAUCUUUUGAACCAAACCUGAACAAUAGCUAUCGGGGAACGUCUCCCCGAAAUGCUCAAGAAGGUAGCAGAUAUAUUUUUUCAGCCGCAGAAGUGCCGUCAACUUAUCCUAUCGCCCAACACCUUGAAAUGUCUUUUCUCCCAUCGCCACCAAAACGGUUGUUCUUUGGCGCUUUGAAAGCUCCAAAAGUUGUUGGCGGCGAAACGAGUCUAGCUGAUUUUCGCAGAGUUUACCGUGAUAUUCCUGUGAAACUCCGGAACAAGUUAGAUGCAAAGAAGUUGCGCUACACUCGAACUCAUCAACGAACCGGAUCGCGGUUCACUUCAGACGUGGCGAGCAUGCAAUCCUGGGAAGACGUAUUUGGCACGUCUGACAAGACUGAGGUAGAGCAAAUGGCGAGGGACGAAAAUAUGCCUGUACGUUGGGAGGGUCGGAAUCACGACACGUUUGUGAGUGAGUUUGUCUCCGAACCAUUUCAGUUACACCCAGAAACUAAAGAAGCUGUUUGGUUCAAUCAUGUCCAAGUAUUUCACUGGACAUCAUUCCCAGCUGAGUUGCUUUUGGCUUUUCUGAGAACUAAAGAAUGGAGAUUUCUCGCUCGUUCAAUAGCCGUUGGACUGCAAAGCAUGCUUCUGUACGGCAUGUUAGGAAAGAAAAUGGCUUUAAACGUGACCUUUGGUGAUGGCACCCCGAUUUCACUCCUAGAAAUGCAUCAAAUUCGAAGUGCAAUUCGUCGAAAUAUGGUUUUCAACCGCUGGCAGCAAGGUGAUUUGAUCAUGAUUGACAACUUUUCCACCUCUCACGGCCGCCAACCGACGUAUGACAAAGGCCGCAAGGUCGUGGUUGCCUGGUCAGAUCCGCUCGAAAAAAGGAACGAAAUGGUUGCUGAGAAUGCAUGAAGUGAGCAUAUACGGUAUUGUACAUAAAUAGAAUAGAACAGAAUUUACAAUUU